AUGCCUCAGAGCCGCUGUAAAUUACUCCAGCAUGGCCGAGCUAUAAUUAGAUCUCUUGAGGAGAACCGAGGGGAAGGAACAGGUUCACGAGACUUGAAAACGGUGCGGGUCGCGUCCCCUCCACCGAUAGUAAAAGAGGCAUCUUUCCCCGAGGUGAAGGAGGAGCCCGGAGGAGAAGAGACGACGAAGGCUUGGAAGCUGAAGGAGCGGAGGCUGAGGGACUUCUACCGCCAAGAAGAGGAAGCCGCCUCUGACCUCAGGCUGGUCAAGGAGGAACCCACCCCUCUCCAGUCCCUGGCCGUCCUCCUGUCGGACACCAACAACAACAAGCCCUUCUCUUGCGGCGUCUGCGGCAAGGCCUUCACCGCUAGAGCGCAAUACACGGCGCACUGCAAGGCGCACGACACGCCCAAGCCGGAGCAGACCUGCACUCACUGCGGGAAGAUCUUUCUCACCAGGGCGUCCCUCAAGGUUCAUUUACGUACUCAUACAGGAGAAAAACCAUUUCAAUGCUUGGAAUGCGGCAAGCAAUUUUCACAGCUGAGGAACUACAAAUACCACAGGUCAGUACACGAGGGGACCAGGGAGUUCGCUGCGACCUGCCCGGAAUGCGGUAAGUAUUUCAACGACAGAGGAUACCUCAGCUCACACAUGAAGAUCCACCGGAACCGGAAGGAGUACGGGUGCGAGUACUGCGGGAAGAGCUUCAACCAGCGGGUGGCCUACAACAUGCACGUCCGGAUCCACACCGGGGAGAAGCCUCACAGUUGCCAGCACUGCGGGAAGGCCUUCUCCAGGAAGAUGCUGUUGAAGCAGCACCUGCGGAUCCACACGGGUGAGAAGCCUUUCUCCUGCGUGGUCUGCCAGAAGGCGUUCGCCGACAGGUCCAACAUGACCCUGCACAUGCGGCUCCACUCCGGGAUCAAGCCGUACUCCUGCACGGUGUGCAACAAGUCGUUCACGAAGAAGCACCACCUCAAGACACACAUGAACUACCACACCGGGGUGAAGCCGUACUCGUGCGAGAAGUGCGGCCUCAGGUUCAGUCAGUCGAGUAACAUGCGGACUCACUUCAAGAAGUGCACGUCUACCGGGCCGCAGCCGCCUCCUCCAACGUCCGUCGACGGCCAGCAGCCGCCGCCUCCUCCUCCUCCUCCUCCGGUCAUCCCGCUCCAGACCAUUCCUGUUUCUACCCUCAUUGCCUGAUCCUUGAUCUUAUGAUCAGCUUUAAUAGGUUCAAUUAAGGUAAAACGCAACACCUUUGUAUUCGUAGAAAUAUUUAUUUGUAUAUUUGUGUAUAUUAAAAUCAAGCAUAUUUUGACUGUCACAGGGCAAGAGUCAUUAAUUAUAAUUUACCUUAUGAAGCAAUCACAAUGGCUAAGAAUUCACACUAAAUUUUUCUGAUUAAUAUAUAAAAAUAAAAUACAUCAUGUCAAUAAUAAUAAAGGGUCUGUUGGGCAAAUGCCUGAUUCUAAACCUUUACUUCAACCCCCAUUUUAAAUCUUCAACCAAUGGCAGGACCUUGUUUAUUUGUCGUUGGACCAAGGAAGUUAUCACAAAGAUGCUAUCAAAGAUAUUUUUUGUGUAUGUGAGUCGUAUAAUAAUAAAUUGUUUCACUGAAAUCUAAUCUAAAAUCAUGGUUUGAGUUCAGAUUAAGCGUAAAAAUAAAUUAAAAUCCGUUCAUAACUCCUGUAUUAUUUAAAAAUAAUAAUUUUAAAUUUAAAAUUUAUUAAUUUUUGUAUCAAAAAUUAAUAAAUAAAAAAUACAGUAUCUAU
Nezara viridula (southern green stink bug) is the source of this 1775-nucleotide messenger RNA. The record is from the annotation of a GenBank genome assembly. Lineage: Eukaryota; Metazoa; Arthropoda; Insecta; Hemiptera; Pentatomidae.